CAAAAGCUUGGGUGUUAUCAUUAGUUCCCCGUUUUGCAACUAAAACCACCGUUUCUAUUGGACAGUAUCGGGUAGGUCCCCUCCCGUUUCGUUUGCCUCCGUUUAUGGAACGUGUUGCAACAGAAUUGGCAUAAUGAAUGAGCCCCUGGAAAUCUUCUACUGUACAGAUGAAAACAGUUUGGCCAGCUGUGGCUUUCUGAUAACGUGUCUACAGUCGGGAACGAUAACAACAAGAAACAUACAUUCCCUGGACUCUAAAAGCUGCGUCUGGAUCAGUGUGUUCAGGUGAUCGUAAUGGCGGAGGGAGGCUUUGACCCCUGUGAGUGCAUCUGCACCCAGGAGCACGCCAUGAGACGACUCAUCAACCUGCUACGUCAGUCUCAGUCCUACUGUACAGAGACAGAGUGUCCUCAGGACUUACCAGGACCCAGUGGCUCAGUAGGAGGUGGAGACCUGACUGUCCCCGUGGUUCUGAUGGGCUGGAUGGUUCUGGUUCUGCUCCUCUUCCUCCUCAGACCCAACAGCCUCAGAGGAUCCCCAGCACCGCCUGCCGGCAAACCUACUGGACCUCACAGUGUAGAGUCGUGACCAGGAUCCCCCAGCUCCACCGGUGGACUAGCAGCAGAACCAGACGGAACAGAACCGGAGAGAACCAGACGUUCUGCUGGACAACCCAACAUCUCCACAGGACGUUCUACUGGACAACCCAACAUCUCCACAGGACGUUCUACUGGACAACCCAACAUCUCCACAGGACGUUCUACUGGACAACCCAACAUCUCCACCGGACGUUCUACUGGACAACCCAACAUCUCCACCAGACGUUCUACUGGACAACCCAACAUCUCCACCAGACGUUCUGCCCGUUCUACGUUGCUACCCUGGAACCCAACAGCUUACUGCGACCUCCGACCCCUGUACAUCACAAUGCAUUUCCUGUUUAGUGUACUACUUUAGACCAGAGCCCUAUGGGGGUAGUGCAAUACUUUAGACCAGAGCCCUAUGGGGGUAGUGCACUACUUUAGACCAGAGCCCUAUGGGGGUAGUGCACUACUUUAG
Messenger RNA from Oncorhynchus mykiss (rainbow trout), 1059 nucleotides. The record is from RefSeq and is a predicted model, not a curated record. Lineage: Eukaryota; Metazoa; Chordata; Actinopteri; Salmoniformes; Salmonidae.